GUCGAUUGCCAUUUAAUAUAUAGCUGAUCUAAGAAUAGUCUGCUAAUUAGUGCUUAAAAGUGAUUAUAUCUAGUUCAAUAACUAUUUAAGAAAUGUCUGCCUCAAUUGAAACCGCUUUAUCUUACGCUGCUUUAAUCUUAGCUGAUGCUGAUGUCGAAAUUACACCAGAAAAGUUAUCAACUUUAACCAAUAAGGCUGGUGUCCAUGUUGAUAAAAUCUGGACUGAUUUAUACGCUAAGGCUUUAGAUGGUAAGGAUCUAUUCGGUUUAUUAACUCAAUUUUCUGCCAGUGCUGCUGUUGGUGGUGGUGCCACUGUUUCAACUGGUGCUACUGGUGGUGCUGUUGCCGAAGAUGAAGCAGCUAAGGAAUCCGAAUCUGAAGAAGAAGAAGAAUCUGACGAUGAUAUGGGUUUUGGUUUAUUUGAUUAAAUUACAUCUACAAGUGCAAUACUUUUCAAGUAUAUUAUUUUGUAUCAUUAUUUAAAUUGAAUAAAAUUAUUAAAAUUCAAAUAAAUGGGAAAUCUAAGGUUUUUUUGCUUUAAAUU
Ascoidea rubescens DSM 1968 is the source of this 544-nucleotide messenger RNA. It is a transcript of the gene RPP1A, whose product is annotated as ribosomal protein P1. Lineage: Eukaryota; Fungi; Ascomycota; Saccharomycetes; Ascoideales; Ascoideaceae. Gene Ontology annotation, biological process: translational elongation; cytoplasmic translation. Gene Ontology annotation, molecular function: protein kinase activator activity; ribonucleoprotein complex binding; structural constituent of ribosome. The transcript has a single exon. The annotation marks the transcript as partial. Gene Ontology annotation, cellular component: ribosome; cytosolic large ribosomal subunit. The record is from RefSeq and is a predicted model, not a curated record.